Molecule: messenger RNA, 6170 nt
Organism: Penaeus indicus
Lineage: Eukaryota; Metazoa; Arthropoda; Malacostraca; Decapoda; Penaeidae
Exons: 11
Coding region: 291-1955 (554 amino acids)
Molecular function (GO): protein binding; palmitoyltransferase activity
Source: RefSeq, a predicted model, not a curated record
CACGAAUACAAACCAAAACAAAGCGAUUCAUUCCCACUCAGACGUGAAUGUUUAAGUGUUAUUUUUUACCUUAAAACGCAAAAAAUACGCGUUUUUUUAUCAGCUAAUUACACUUUCCGAGAGUCUGGACUUCGUGUUUAACGGCAAGAAUGUGUAGUUGCGUCAGAAAUGGGAUAUAGAUGAUCGUUAUUGUUUUCAAUGGGUAAUUAAUAGGUGCAAGAUAAUACGUUCGUGGGCGUAGCUGGAAUGAUAUAAUUUUCCUCGUUUGUAAAGAAUUCCAAUAGAGCAUAAUGGCUGUAAUGACGGCAAGCGUGCUAAACAAUUUUGCGGACUUGGCUCUCUCUCUUCCGACUCCGUCCUUAGAAGCAACUAUCAAACAGAAUCCUUCUAUUGUAGACUCUACAGGCUAUGAUGGCAGAACGGCCCUCCAGAAGGCGGUAAUGGUGGGGAAUCUACCGGUGGUGAGAAUGCUGCUUCAGUAUGGAGCAGACCCGAACUUAAGAGCUCAGUCAGGCGAGACUGCUGUUCAUGUUGCUUGUUGUCGAGGCUUCCUGAACGUGGUGGUCACACUGUUCAAGCAUGGAGGGGACCCCAUGAUUUUGGAUAGUUCUGGGAGAGUUGCAGUGCAUUGUGCGGCCAUUGCUGGAUCCCUGUUGUUAAUACAGUAUUUAGCUGAAGUGUGUGAGGUUAACCUUGAAGCUGAGGAUAGCCGUGGUUGCACCCCAUUGCACAUUGCAGCUGCCUGUGGUCAUCUAGAUCUUGUGCAAUAUCUUGUGAAUAAGAAAAAAGUGAAUCGUACAAAAGUGGACAGCGAGGGUAACAGCGUGUUGCAUGCCGGAGCUGCAGGUGGGGUGUCGGGUGUGUGCUGGGUGAUCACAUACCCAGGUGCUGAAAACCUCCUCACAACUCACAACGCCGCUGGUCUUACUCCUUCUCAGGUUGCGCAGGCCUCACUCUCUGUUUCCCCCGACUGCCGCAAGUGGCUGGAGAAGUGGACGCACCAGUAUUCCCGGGGCGGAGCGGUCGAGUCCCCCCGCUGGCCCUGGCUCAUACAGCUGCUAACACCGGUGACCUUGUUCUAUAUUGGCAUCAUUCUGUCUGUCCUGGCAAUGCCUCAUCAUCAGUGGAUGGUUGGAGCGCCCGUGUUUAUUGUGGCUCUGACGGUCAUGGCCAGACAGCAGCACCGCAUGAAGCAUCCAGUUAGAUGGCCAAACCCCAUAUACCUAGGAGCAUAUGGAGGAGGACUCUUUUCUACCAUAGCGUGCUACAUCAUCUCAGUGGAAGCUUACCGGCAUGAAUAUCUCAUCAUAUCGCUCGUGAUGUGGAUUGUGGCUGGCUUUCAUAUAGGACUCUUUUACAAAUUGAUAACAGGUGAUCCAGGCAUAGUACGUGCUGAAGGGCCACUUCAAGAGGUGCUACGAGGGGUGGGUGAGGGAGUGGUUCGGGGCUACUGCUCAGAGUGCCAGCUCGCGAUGCCCCCUCUCUCGCACCAUUGUCGCUUGUGCGUCAAGUGCCACCACCAGAUGGACCACCACUGCCUGUUCCUCAAUACUUGCAUAGCGUCCAACAACCACUGGCACUUCGUUGUGUUCGUGAUGACAAAUCUCUUUCUGAUGGUGGGGUUUGUGCACGGGGCCUUUGUUGCCACCAUGCCCAAAACAGAUGAAGGAGACUGGAUAGAGAGGCUGUUAGCACAUAUGUUGUAUCUUCUGAAUGAAAAUGUGUGGACCCUGCUGAUGAUAAUAUGCAAUGUCGUCUCCUUUGUAUGGGGCUUCCAUCUUUUAAAAGGCCAGUUCAAAGUAAUUGGGUCUCAACAAACAACACUGUGCCGCCUAAAGCUUGGAACCCCGUUGACCAAACUGACGAUGAAGGAGAGAAUGAAGAACGUAUGGAGUUUCCUUGUACGUGGCAGAGUGCCAUUAAGCAAUCAGACUCAUUACUUCAACCAAGUCUAGCUCUUGGGUGUGGUUUAGUAGUUUGUUUUGUUAUGUUGUCAUGUUUUUUCUUUGUCUUUUCUCUACAGCACAAUGCUUGUAAUACAAUUAUUUCAGGGCAGCCAAGAUGAAAGUCCCAUUUUAUCCUAACUUUGUAUGUGAUUUACCCGAGUAUUUUCUUGAAAUGUGUCGUAUCAAAAAUAUGGCUCUGAUUUGUAAUGCAUGCUGAGUCAUUUUUGCUUUACGUAUGUUGCAUUAUGUGUAUUUCAUUCAUAGUUCAUAUGUGUAUUGUAGUUUCAUUUAGUUUUACAGUGCUUGCGUUAUUCAGUUGGCUUAAAAUCAUAUACCAAGUGAUGUGUUGUAAGUCACUUUCAAACUACAUUGUUCACAUCUUUUCAAAUGUUUGCUGAACCGGUUGCACCUGAAUUAUUUGCUGUGAUAAAUGAGCCAGGUAAUAAUUUUAGAAGAAGGAGAAGAAAAGAAGUCCUGGGAUGAGUAAAGAGAAAGAGUUAACGUUUAUGCAUAGAUAUACAUUCAAAUUAUUAAUAAUGAUUCCUUCUACUGAACAAUUUUUCCAUUCUAUGUUGAUUCAGCUUUGAGUUUUAAAAGAGUUUUAUAUUUGCACAUGAUGUAUUAUGAUUUAUAACAUACUUCACGGAAACUAUUUAUGUUUCCAAAUGAACCCAGUUCUGUUACUCUGAGGAAGGUUAUUGGGGACCCAGUUAUUAAUAUAAGCUUUUGCAAUAUGUUACCAAAGGAUGUUUGCCUCCUAUGAAGUUGAUAAUGUCCAAGGAGGUAGUGGAAAGACUAGCUGCCUUUUUGUAGGACAAGACAUUCCAAAAAGAAAUGUUACUUUACAGAUCUAUUCUUACAACAGAGGUAACCAAAUAUUUACAAGUAUUUUUAUUGAAUGUAUAAUUUUGUCUGGAAAUUGAGAUAUUCUUUUGUAAUGAAAAGGCAGGUCCCUUGUCUAAAUAUGAGUAGAAAAAUGCUUAAGUCGGAAAAGAAGCUUUUGAUUUGAUUACUAUCUUUGUAAUAUGAUAACGAAGAUAUGGAAUUCUAGUAUAUGUGAAAAGAGGAAUUUUACCAUUUUAUCAGAUUUUUUUGAUAAGUGUCAUAAUGAAAGUCAUAGAAUUUUAAGGUACUAUUUUACAAUUUUGUGAAGGUCUUGAUGAAGGGGAGCAAAUAUUGUUUUAUUUUAUGUGUUUUUACAAAUGCCAAAUGAACGUGACUUUGGUAUUUAUUUUAAUUUCUUUUCUGUUCUGUAUUUUAUUAUUAUUUUUGUUUUACUUAGCUUUAGAAAGUAGUGUUAGCUAGUACUGAUUAAUAGUUCUUCAGCAAGACAUUGAUUUUAUAGUUUUUUUUUUAGUUUCUUUUUUUUUUUUUUUUUUUGCUUAUUAUAAUCUGCUUAAGACACGGAUUGUAUCUUAAAUAGGUAUAUUUCAGAGCCUGUGAAUCUGAAUAAUUUUUUUUUCUUUUUUUUACUUAAACCUUAGCCACCGGGUGGCAUGUAUGUACACGUCGUGGCAUGAUUGGACUAUAUUCCGGGUGUCAUGUGUGUAAAUGGCAUGGUGUGCCAAUCCCGUUUUCUGGGGGCAAGUAUGGUCAUGCCAUGCAUGCUAGGGUGACGACACAAGCCCUUGGCAGUGGGGCCCGGGAAAUCACCUGUUAGUAUUGGGUUGAUUAGAAAAGAGAGCUCAAAAUGUAACAUAUUUCCGAGCUAGGAACUACUUAAAAUUGUGUGUGGGGAUUUUUGUGAAUUAUUAAACUGUUAUUCAAAAUAGAUCUUUCAUGCUAUCUAUAAAAGAAAAAAAAACAAAAAAUGAACAGCUGUGCCAAUAAUAUAUGAUAAAACAAAAGUCUGAAAAAGGUAAUAAAUAUGUAAACAGUGUUGUUUUUAUGUUUUUUAUGUAUUACCUUUAUAUAUAUAUCUGUACACUUAUUUUGUAUGAAAAACAAAGACAUAUCUAGGGAAUAGGCACUUCUUUAUAAGUGUUUGUUAAUGUUGGAGUUGGUAAUAGAUGCUAUUAUUAGAUUAUUUUGCAAAAAAAAAAGAAAAAAAAAAUUGAGCCCUGUGGAAGAAAUGGAAAUAAGUUAAAGAUAUCUGAUUUAAAAAUUUGAGAUUGUAUAUUAGCAUCUGAUAUGUAUGGAAUGUUCACUCGGAAUAGAAGCUUACAUGCCAAAAUGUUUUAUUCAUAUUGAGAGACUUGGUUGAUUGAAAGGACCAAGUAGUAGUCACAGGUAUGUUUCAGUCCAAUGAUGCUGGGAAAGUGUGGUGUCCACUAAUAGGCCCAUGUGUGACCUAACUUGAUUUUCCCUUUCCUUGAGUUUUCAGAUUUUUCUUUCUGAUGCUAUUAGUAUCAAUGAUAUUAUUAGUGUUAUUACCGAUGUGAUGAGUAUUAUAGUGUUAUUAAUAAUUCUGAUAGCAAUAUAAAAUUGAUAAUAUUAUUUUCAAUGAUCAGAGAAAAUGUUAAAUUGGGGAGAUGGAUAGGACUAGUAAUUCUUAAGUGACUGAGUAUUUAUGGAGCCAUCUAUAUGUAAAUGCAAUUAUCAUUAAAACAAAUUCAGAGUCAGUAUGGCAUGUACAUACAUGCCAUCCCCAGUGGCAGUGGGUUAAGGUGAGAGCGGGACAUUAUUUUUUUUGUGGAAAUUUUGGGAGAAAUAAUAUGAGACAGUUGUAAUUUUUUUUUCAUACAUAUAGUAGAAAGUAAAUAUAUUAGGGAAAUAUGUUUAUAUCUGUUCAAUAUUAUCACAACCAUACACUCACUCACUACAUGUAAUACUGAAGUGGAUGCAAUAGUAUUCAUUCUCUGGACUCCACUAUCAUAACAGGGAUUCAGUAGUGAAUAAGCAGGAAUGAACAACAAGUUCAUUCAUGGAGAGACCAGAGCACCAAAGCUGCGUUCAAUACACUCAUUUAAAAACAUUUAUCUCAUUUUGCUUCUCAUGAGUUAACUUUUUUCAUUCUUUCAUUUCUUAAAGUUUUUAAUCAUCGUUUAUUCAAAAUGAGUUCAAAAUUGUCAAAUGAGUAAUUGCAGGAAAUUCAUGUGAAAUACUAUAACAACAACUCGUCAGGAUCAUACUGAUUUGACAUCAUUAAUUGCCAAAAAGAGAAGAAGAAAAAAAAACAAAAAAACGAGCACAGGGCACAAGGUAGAAUGCAAUGUCAAAGAUUUCUCAGCAUUUAAUCAUUUGAUAGAGAAGAUAACACUACUCCAUUAUAAGGGGGACAAAAUACAUGUUACGGUUUUAGGAUCAUUGUUAUCAUCAGCAUUUUACAUUCUUGUUAUUUAAGGGAAGAAAAUGAUAUUUGUAUUAUGUCUUAUAGUUGUUGGGCAAGAGUCUUAGUAAAUGAAUCUAAUAUAUGGGUGUCACCCCAAAUGUUCAUGUAUGUCUGCACAAAUGAAAGCAUGUAUAUAUGUGUGCAUGGAUUUAUGUCUGGAAGCAUGUAUGUGUGCAUUAUAUCUAGGUGAAAUAAAGAAAAGAAAAAAAGCAUUGAAUAGAUAUUUGGAAUAAAAAGAAAGAUAAGAUGGGGGGGGGGGGAAGUGAAAAGACAUGAGGAAAAUAUUUGUUUCAGUUUAAAUUUGUUAUAUGAAUUUCUGAUAAAAGUUGAAGCUAAUUAUUUUUGAAAACUUAUUAUAGAGCAAAGCACAAAACUUCUAUUAAUGUGUGUAUAGAAAAAUUUAUUUAGGUAUAAAAGAAAUUUUUGGUCGUAUUUUGAUCUUUUUCUAGCACAGUUUUUAGUAUUUUUCUGUAUCAAUGUAAGGCUCUCUGCAUUAUCCUCUCUCUACAGCAUAGAGAGAGAGAGAGAGAGAGAGAGAGAGAGAGAGAGAGAGAGAGAGAGAGAGAGAGAGAGAGAGAGAGAGAGAGAGAGAGAGAGAGAGAGAGAGAGACACAAAUAUUAUUCUUUAUUACCCUGACAGUUUUAAAGACAUUUUAUGUUAUAUAGUUGUUUGUAACAGACACAUGUAUUGUAAAAUCAACAACCCUAUUUUUUAUCAAAUUUUUAUGUAUAUGUAUGCACUGAAUAAAACUGUUGUAUCAAAAAAUACUUGUCGGUAAGUGUAUUGUAUUGGCGUAAUUGUUAAAUAUUUUUGUAGCAAUAGUUCUCCAGUGAUUUCUAUCUAAUAAUUCUUUAUUUAAAAUGAUCAUAUGAUUCAAAUAUCUGAUUAGACUACAGUAUGGAUAUUUUUCAUCUAUAUCUAUAUAUCUGUACAAUGAACAAAUUAAUUAAUA